CGUGUUUCGUACGGCCGCGCCUCGACCGCCUCAGUUGCAGCGCGCGCUCCGACCCGACCACUUCGUCGAGUGUGUGUUUGUGUUCUCCGCUACCUCCUCCUCCACCACCACCACCUACAACAUGUCCCCCUUCAGCGUCAUGGCCCUGUGCCUGGUCGCGCUCGCCGCCCUGCAUUCCGCCGCGGCACUGCGCUGCUGGUCGUGCGACUCCCAGAACGACUACGCCUGCGACGAUCCCUUCAGGACGGCCAACCGCUUCGCCUUGAUCGAGUGCGACAACCGGGCGGCCCAGGGUCCCGCCUACUACCACGGCUACCCCGUGUGCAGGAAGGUCAAGCAGCGCACAGUUGACGGACGCCCCCUGGUCAUCCGCUCCUGCGGCUGGGUGGACCCCAACGACGGCGGCCGCUCCGCCUGCAACCAGCUGUCCACCCCCGGCUACAUCCACCAGGAGUACUGCUCCAUCUGCAACUCGGACGCGUGCAACUCGGCGCCGCGCCCCAACGUGCCGGCCGCCAUCUUCGCCGCUCCCCUGGCCGCGCUCGCCGCCUGGAUGCGGCGCUAGGCGCUGCGCUGAGGGCCGCCGGGCCCGAGGGGCAGAGCCAGGCCGGGCAGAGCUUCGCCCGACUCGACUGUCCGCCGCGCUGAGCGUCUCGAGAUGACUUCACCGCUUGAGUGAGGCUGUGGUGGACUAAUGAAUGAAUGGACCACGUCGUGGUGGGGCGCAGGGGGCCGGGGCCGGGGCGGUCUUGACGACGCAGAGGUGCGCGUCGUCGACGGGAAGGGCGUGGCGCCGCGUCCCAUCAGCGGCGGGGCCGGCGGCGCGGGGGCCCGGCGUGCAGCGGUGCGGUGGCCUUGUCCGGGGCACUGGAGCGUGUCGCGGGGCCCGCGCGAGCUGCACUGGGCCGACCGCGCCCGCCGCCCGCCCACGCACGCCUGUCCCAGACUAUUCGGCCGAGAGGGGAAAAGACGACAACCUUCCUGCCCUGCCAGGACACGCCCCGAGUCCCCGAUGGGACAAGAGCUCAACAUGAUGGACCCACCUCCUCACUGCCGGCAGCGGCCACCACAUCCCCACUGCAAGCAGCUGCAGGCAGCAACCGGAAGAACGCGCGCCCAGUUCCAAAAUUUACGUGUUCUUACUUCCUUAGCUCUAUAAUUUAAUUAUUGGUAAAUAUUAUUAUGAUAGUUUCUCUCUCGAUUUUAGAACGUUUACGAGGCCAAUUCUCUUCCAAAAUGCGCGUUCUCGAUCACUGGCCAGUUAUAGUUGCCACAUCAAGGGGCCGCUUAGACCAUUAACGGGUCAAUAAGGCAAUUUUCCCCCUGACGUUUUGUGCUCUUGAUGUUGCAAUGAAGCUCCUUUGUUUUCUCGUUCUAUGACUGUAAUGUUAAUUGUUUUGUAUUUUUUGUAUAUUAUAUCCACUGACUGUCAGCCAUCAGUGUGCGAUUGUUAGCGAUAUGAAUAAUAAUGUAAAUUGGUGAUACUCAAAUAUAGUAUUGACUUUUAUUUCCUGUACCUCGUAAAUACUUCCAUACACGACUCCUAAAAUAUAUUCCUGAAAAUUGUGCUUUUUUCGCUGGAUACUUAACUCUUUAGCAAGUGUAGUCUUUAAAUAGAUGUAUGUACCAAAAAUGUCGAGAGUUAUUGAGUAGAAUGUAUAACCGAUCACAGAAUACAUGGAAUGACAAAUCCCUUA
Molecule: messenger RNA, 1697 nt
Organism: Frankliniella occidentalis (western flower thrips)
Lineage: Eukaryota; Metazoa; Arthropoda; Insecta; Thysanoptera; Thripidae
Exons: 3
Coding region: 122-565 (147 amino acids)
Biological process (GO): positive regulation of voltage-gated potassium channel activity; regulation of synaptic transmission, cholinergic; sleep
Source: RefSeq, a predicted model, not a curated record